UUCAUUGCUCCUCCGCGCACUUUAGGUAUCCGCACGUUCUUUUCGUCUCUUUCCGUCGUGUGAAUCCAGGAAGAAGUUUUAAGUCCAUCCUUCUCCGUGUAGAAAGCGACAAUUAAUAAAUCAAAAUGCCACAAUCAGGAACAGCACUAGACGAGAAUGUCAAGGAAGAGAUCAGAGCAUUCAAAAUGGAUCAAUCGAAAGUCAAGGUUCCAUGGAUGCUUAUGGAAAUAGUGCAGAAUGACGACCGCAUCGAUGUUGUCAAGGUUACCAAAAAAGCCGGCCCCUCUGAUAAUUUGGAAACCCUCCGGGAAGAACUAAAACAAAGAGAAGUGGUAUAUUUUGUAUUGGACUAUGAACCAUCAGAGGAGAAGAGAGCGAAACACAAUAUCCCUAAAGGCAAGACUUACCCAUUGACAUGCUUUUGGUCAAUGGAAACUGCCAACAUCAAGCUUAAAAUGAAGUACUCAUCCACAGUUGGAACACUGAAGUCGGCAACCAGUACGUUGAAAACGUACCUUGAAGCUCACGAUUUCGACGAUCUCAGUGAAGAAGCCAUCGGAGAUAAGAUUAAGAAUUUUUAAGAUCAAUGCUAAAUAGCUCGUCCAUGUAGCACUCUUUUAUGGUUAUUGAUAGUACAUGUAGUAUGAUCGGUGACUAUGAGGGGAGGUUAAGAAGCUGUUAUAUAUGUUGUACAAAAUACAACCAUUCUCCACAAAGCAAAGAGUGUUAAUUUGUUUCACUUUCCCAAUGUGCAUUUUAUCAUACAUCUGUGUGUUGCAAACACCAACGCUUUUUAGAAAAGCGUUGGGUGUUUGUCCUGGUGAAUCGUGGGGAGGGUGUGUAUCUCAAUUAUAUAGUAUAUUGAAAACAAAAACAAGCAAUUUUUUCUUGAAGGUCAAACCCCAGGUAUAAAUAUAUAUUGACGGUGGUUGGCAUGCUUUGUUUUAGUAGUUAACAAUUUUUUUACAAAAAAUAAAAUAAAACUUAAUAUUGGGCAGCCAUGCUUAAGACGCAUGCAAUGUUCACCCCCACUUGAUUGAAUACAACUGAUUAUGUAACGAUUAUUGUUUGGAGUGACACGCCUUUUGUUUUGAAGUUCAUUUCUCCUACGGUCCAUUUACUGUCGUUGUAGUUUGCUGAAUGAAGCUACAUUUUAAUUUUCUCUUGGAAGUUUAAAAGUUUUGGGUGCCAGUUGUUAAAAUUGUAUAGAAUCAUCAAGCCAUGUUCUGUUAGCAAAAUUUGAUUUGAUUCAAAUAAAAUCAGGUAACAGAUAUCAACAAAUUGGUGUAUAUGGUUCGAUCAUCAUUUGAAAAAAAAAUUAUGUCAAAUUAUGACUUUGAUUGACCUCUGAAAAAUAAGCUUAAAAAUUGAGCAAAUCCAACAGUUGACAAUUUAACAAUACUUAUUCUGAAAGUUAACAUGUUUACAGAUAGAUUUAGAAAUGCUGAGAGAUUGACACUUGACGGCCUGUAGUUUUUUGGAAGUUUUACAGAUAGUUUAUCUUGUGUAAGAAAGUGAAAAACAAGCCCCUCGAACAUCCAGGUCAUUUUGAUGACUGAUUUUCUCACACACCAGGGUGGUUAUUUUCAACUCGAGCAUAAAUUAUCUGCAAAAUUGCAAAAUAACAAAUGGCUCAUCUUUAAAGUGUAAACUAGGGGGAAACAAACAAUUAAUAAAUGUAAAAUAUAAAAUAAAAUGGGUGUGCGUUGAAAAAAACACAGGAAGGCCUGCAGGGCAAUGUGUUUCCGCCAGGUUUAUGCAUGAUUUAAGUUUGCAUUGCGAGGAGAAAUAACAUUUCUUUGCGCAAUGUAAUCACGCACUUGUGAAUGGGUAUGACUGUAGUCUUUCCUGUAUUAUGAAUCUACACGAGCUACCACCAAAGCAUCACUGUGUUUGUGAGCAUUUGUUCUUUGCCUAAGUUCUCAUAUGAAGCGUUACUAGCAGUCUAGCCUGUGAGGGGUUUGUUUGUCAAUAUUUGUUUUGUGGGAACACAAUGGUGGAUACUAUGAAUAUUACCUUGUCUGGGAAAACAGUUGUCUUUUUUAAGGAAACUUAACUCAAUGUGGUGUCACAGGCCCCUUAUAAAUGUACCCUACUGCUUUGCGUUUGCUUGCUUCAGUUCUCUUUAAAGAGAUCCAUGCCAUCUAAAGAAAAUCAGACGUGAUAAGUUUCUACUAACAUAUAAUUUAUAGGCCUACUAGAUAAAAUAUUUCUUCCUAACACACAUUACGGCUACUCUCAUAAGAUCAACUUAAAAAUGAGAAUAUUUGAGUCAGAUUUGUUCAAGUAAUUAUGGAAAUUAUAUGAUAAGUUUUGAUGGAGUAUGCUCAAAUUGUAUGUUCUUUUAUAUACUUAGUUAAUACAUGUAGUUUGUAAUCCGCUUUAUAUUAAAAUGGCCUCCGCAUUCAUUCAUAUGUAUGCACAAAGUCUCACA
This is a messenger RNA of Asterias rubens (European starfish), 2434 nucleotides long. RefSeq names its product depactin. The transcript has 3 exons. The record is from RefSeq and is a predicted model, not a curated record. Gene Ontology annotation, molecular function: actin binding. NCBI's taxonomy places the organism in Eukaryota, Metazoa, Echinodermata, Asteroidea, Forcipulatida, Asteriidae. The coding region runs from base 126 to 581 and encodes 151 amino acids.